AAAGAGCAGAGUCUAAAGUACCUUUAGGGCCAGACUUGACUAAAGGUGUAGUGCAAUCAGGUAUUGCACCAAAAACAAUGGAAUAUUCUCUUGGGGGGACUGGAAAAGAAAAUUCUUGCAUAAAUUGUUCAUAAGUAAAAAGCACACCCCGUUAUUGUUGACGUAUUGGCAGAUGAGGAAGCGUCGCGCGCGCAGCGGAAGUGCUUCAGUGUAAACGCAGACCGUCGAGCAGCGCGUGAUGGGCUCGAGCGGAGCGGAGCGAGCGGCGAAACGCGUGUUUCUGGCCGCUCUGUGCAGCGUGUGUCAGGCGCUGCAGGGCGGGAUGCUGUCUCCCACAGAGUCUCCCUCCAGAGAAGUGAAAGACGUGAGCGGCCUGUGGAGCUUCAGAGCGGAUCUGUCCCCGGAGCGGAACCGCGGCUUCGAGCAGGAGUGGUACAAGAGUCCUCUGGCGGAGACGGGGCCUGUUAUUGACAUGCCGGUGCCGUCCAGCUACAAUGACAUCACACAAGACGCCAAAAUCCGGGAUUUCAUUGGCUGGGUGUGGUAUGAGAAGGACGUAUGGGUGCCGGCGCGCUGGAUCCAGGACCGGGGAACGCGGAUCGUGCUCCGAGUGGGAAGCGCUCACUAUUACUCAGUGCUUUGGGUGAACGGGGUCAGUGUGACCGAGCACGUGGGCGGCCAUCUCCCGUUUGAGGCGGACAUCAGCGACGUGCUGCGGCAGACGAGCGGGAGUGUGUGUCGAAUCACCAUCGCUGUGAACAACACUUUAACUCUUGAGACACUUCCACCGGGAACCAUCCAGUACAUGAACGACCGCACCAGAUACCCGGCUGGCUACUUCGUUCAGAACACUAACUUUGAUUUCUUCAACUACGCUGGAAUACACCGAUCGGUCCUGCUGUACACCACACCGAAGGCGCACAUUGAUGACAUCACAGUGGAGACGUCCUUCUCUGAUAACAUCGGGCUGGUCAGUUAUAACGUGUCCGUGUUGGGCAGCUCUAAACCCGCUGUGAAGGUCACGCUCUCGGCUCAGGACGGCAGAUGCGUGGCUUCGGCCAACGGCUCGAGAGGAGUCCUCAAAGUCACAGACGUAAACCUGUGGUGGCCGUAUCUGAUGCACGAAAACCCAGCGUACCUUUACUCCAUGGAGGUUCAGGCGACAGCGGAGGACGGACAGACGGACGUUUACACUCUUCCUGUGGGAAUUCGCACCAUUAAAGUCACCAGCACACAGUUUCUCAUCAACAACAAGCCAUUUUACUUCCACGGGGUCAACAAACACGAGGACGCAGACAUCCGAGGGAAAGGCUUCGACUGGCCUCUGGUGGUGAAGGACUUUAACCUGAUGAAGUGGAUGGGAGUGAACUCGUUCCGCACCAGUCACUAUCCCUACGCCGAGGAGGUCCUACAGAUGGCUGACCGGCACGGCAUCGUCAUCAUAGACGAGUGUCCUGGAGUGGGAAUCAAAGACAUACGCAGUUUCGGGAAUGUUUCUCUGGCUCAUCACCUGACGGUCAUGGAGGAGCUGGUCCGACGUGAUAAAAACCACCCGUCUGUGGUCAUGUGGUCUGUGGCCAAUGAGCCGGCGUCUGAAAUGCAGCCCGCCGGAUUCUACUUCAAGGCACUGGUGUCUCGUACGAAGUCUCUGGAUUCCUCUCGGCCGGUCACGUACAUCACAGACAGCAACUAUGCCAGAGAUCUAGGGGCGCCGUACGUGGACGUUAUCUGCGUGAACAGCUAUUUCUCGUGGUAUCAUGACCCGGGUCACACAGAGAUCAUCGAUCUUCAGCUCAACACUCAGUUUGAUAACUGGUACGGCAAAUACCAGAAACCCAUAAUCCAGAGCGAGUACGGAGCGGACGCCGUGCCCGGCCUACACACUGAUCCACCCAUGAUGUUCACAGAGGAGUAUCAAAAGACUGUCCUGCAGAACUACCACAACGUGUUCGACCAGAAGAGGAAGGAGUUUGUGAUUGGAGAACUGAUCUGGAACUUUGCCGACUUCAUGACGGCUCAAACUAUCACUCGAGUGGUUGGGAAUAAGAAGGGAAUCUUCACUCGGCAGCGGCAGCCCAAACCUGGAGCGUUUCUGCUGCGAGAGCGAUACUGGAGGAUCGCCAAUGAGACAGGUGUGCUCCCCACCUGGGCCAGGUAUCCCUGCCAGUGAGCCGGAUUAGCUGCUUCCUGUGCAGGAAGACCAGGUCAAAAUAGACUGUUUAUCAAGUGGAAGUGCCUUAUAUGUGCUACACUAUGACAAUCACACCUGUGGGAGAAACAGAUCUGUUCUUAACGGUGUGAUUGUGUGAGGAAUCCAUGUGCUGUUUGUUCUUUGUAAAGACACUCAAUUUUUUUAGAUCGUUUUGAUUGCAGAAGUCCAUGUUUUGAAUUGCUUUUAAAUCACAGUAACACUAUUGGAACAGGAAUAUUUUUUUCCUUUAAUGUGCCUUUUUCUGGUGCUCUUCCUCUGGAAUUUGUAUUGUGAAUGUUUGCAAUGAUAUUCAGAUGAGUGAAUCUCAUGAAACCUGUCAAGAGCGUGUCUGGCUCAUCUUUCACCUCAAAAGAAAUAAACAGACGAUAAUUCUGGUUUAAAGAAAAAUUUAGGACCAGCAACUGCAUUAUUAUAAUUUACAUUACAAUUAAGGCACAUUUCUCCUCAAAUUCAUUACUGUAAUGCAAAAACACAUUUAAAUUGUAAAGUAUUUACAUAUCUUGGUAAUAUUUGUUGUACUUCCUUAGUUUAGAUUAUAUAAUAAUAAUUACAUAACAGAAAUCAUAUCUAAUGAGAAUCUAAUAAGGAUCAUUAACAUAAUUAUAUUAUUCAUAUAUUCUUAUAUUAUGGUGAUAUUUGUUGUAUUGCCUUUAUGCAGAUUUAUAUUUUAAAAAUAGCUGCAUUACAGUAAUAUCUACUGAGAAUCUUACAAGGAUCCUCAUUGAGAAUAAUGAGAAUUGAAAAAACAUCCAUAUUUAAUACAAGAACUUGAGGGGGGAAAAAAUUAUAUUAUUCAAACUGUAAAUUAUUUUUAUAUCAUGGUAAUAUUUGUUGUACUACCUUAAUGCAGAUUUAGAUUUAAAAAAAAAAAGAUUGCAUUACAGUUUAAAAAAAAACAUCUAAUGAGAAUUUAACAAUGAUCAUCAUUGAAAAUGAGAAAGAAAAAAAAACACAGAUUAAAUAAAACAAGAACCUGAGGUCAAAAUAAAUAUACAUAAAUAAAUAUCAUUUAAGGUUUUUUUUUUUUUUUUUUUGAGGUUAAAUGUGAUCCGGAUGCGUUUAUGUGAGAUUCAUCCCCACGUUACCCAUCAGGCCACUGUGUAUUUCACUGGCAGUACUUUUAUUAUACAGUCAUUUCCUAUGAAUUUUAAUCUUCUUGUAAUAAUUGGCUCCAGUCAUGAACAAAAGUUUUUAGUUUCAUCUCAGUUAGUGUGUGUGAGUGACCAGUGAUGUGUUGAUUUUUGUACGAUAGCAGAGUGUACUUUACUUUAAUUACUUCAUAACAAGCAAUUGAAUGAAUCCUUUGUUUGUGGACAUUCCAGACAUUCCUCAGCGAUGUCAUCGAAAUAAACGACAUUCCACGACA
This is a messenger RNA of Onychostoma macrolepis, 3578 nucleotides long. RefSeq names its product glucuronidase, beta (gene gusb). NCBI's taxonomy places the organism in Eukaryota, Metazoa, Chordata, Actinopteri, Cypriniformes, Cyprinidae. The transcript has 12 exons. Bases 239 to 2170 code for a protein of 643 amino acids. Gene Ontology annotation, biological process: glucuronoside catabolic process; carbohydrate metabolic process. Gene Ontology annotation, molecular function: carbohydrate binding; beta-glucuronidase activity. The record is from RefSeq and is a predicted model, not a curated record.